CGAAAGUGUAAGUGGAAUAAUUAUAGUUAUAUGGAGGUGGCCCAGAACUAACAUUCGGGAAAGUAUAAAGGCAUGCAAUCCAAUUAAAUCCAAUACAAGAGUUAAUCUACAACUUUACUGGUUUUGAGAUCAACGUACAAUGCAAUUGCUACUAUUUGCUGUUGUGCUGGCUGUAACACAUCAAGGACACUGCUUUACAGACUUCAGACAAGACUGGGACAAUAUUUUGUAUGUCAGAUCAGACAAUGGAUUGAACACGAUAUGCCCAAGGCAACCAUGUGAGACACUGGACCAUUACGCAAACGUAAGUCAUUUGAACAACACAAAGUUCAUGUUCAUGCCAGGAUUGCACACUCUCAGUAAAAACUUUCGUAUUGACUCUCUUAUGAAUAUUGAACUCGAUAGUAUGAAGGAUAGCAGAAAUGAGACAGAGAUUGUAAAAAUUCAGUGUUAUAAAGCAGCAGGAUUUAUGUUUAAAAACGUAAACUUUAUCACUAUCAAAAAUCUGCAAAUCUCUGCAUGUGGUCAAAAUAUACCAGUUAGUACUUACAGCGAAUUAGGGCACUUUCAAGCGGCAGUUGCUCUUAAGGAUGUAACUGCUCUAACAAUGCAAUCGAUAACCAUUCGCGACAGUAAUGGAUACGGGAUAGCUGCUGAGGGACUGUAUGGAUACUCAAUAAUGGAGGACUGCCUACUGGUGAACAACACUGGUAGCGAAAAAUUCUUUGGGGGUAAUUUUGUACUAAAAUACUAUGAAGAUUGUCCAAACGAGCGGAUUUAUGUGAGAAUUAUGAGAUGUAAAUUUUUGAAUGGAAGUGCACAACAUAUCAAACAUGACUCAUAUACCAAACGUCAAACCAAAGCAACUGGCAUAUCUUUGUUUCUUUCGUGCACAAAUGUUACUAUUCACAUGUCAGAGGUGCAACUAAAAUACAAUAAAGCAUACAGCUUUUCCAGUAAAGGAGGAAACCUUUUCAUUCUGCUCGGAAACGCCAAACAAUAUACGAGCAAUACGGUCAUUGUGGAGAAUAGUAACGUUGUCAAGGGAACAGCAGUUAUGGGUGGAGGAGCAUACGUUAGAUUCAAGCAGCCUCCCCAAGAACCUGACAACAUAACAGUUGCAUGCGAAAACUAUGUUAGUUUUAGAAAUGUAAACUUUACUAGUAACAGUGGUAAAGUUAGAGGAGGUGCUCUGUACAUAUUGUUCGAAACAGCGAGCAUGUACAAGUCUUGUCCUAAAGGAACUGUUGAAAUAGACGGCUGUUACUUUGUAGACAAUAUUUUAAAUGCUUCCGAAGCAGACAGUGGUCUAGCUAUCAACAUAUAUUGCUAUCUGAUUAACGGAGUGGAAGCAACAUCUCUUCCUUUCAAUACAGUUAUCAUUGCUCGAAGUCACUUUCUGAGAAACAAACUUUUAACGCAGACAGAAAAUAGUCAAGAUCUAAUUUCCGGAGGAGCUACUGUCUUCAUUAGUAAACAGAGAAGACAAACAUUUAUCAAUGACUCUAGCUUUGUAAAUAACAGCAUAACGGCCAUUUCUGCUUUCAGAUCAAAUAUUGUGUUCAGUGGCAUUGUGACCAUAACAAAUAAUACAGGCCUUGAUGGUGGGGGCCUAGUUCUCUGUCAAAGUUCGUACAUUUUGUUCAGCCCAAAUACCACUGUGACAUUUGAAAAUAACAAAGCUAUUUUAUCUGGAGGAGGCAUAUACGCAGAAGAUCAGUGCUUACAAUCUAAGCCACUGUGUUUUUAUCAAGUGCACAUUGCUAGCAAUUCGUUACCUAACCAUCAAAAGAAGCAAAUAUUGGACACCAUUCAUGUGGUAAUGAUCAACAACACUGCUGGAUACGCUGGAAGUCAGAUAUUUGGAGGGUUUAUGGAUAAAUGCCAUACAACAUUUGGCAUCAAUAGUACGCUAGUUUACAAAAAAAUUUUUAAUGAAGUUUCAUGGCAAUGGAACAAAUCUAAUCUCUCCUAUGUGACCUCAUUUCCAAAACAUAUUUGCUUUUGUGCAGGAAAAAAAAUUAAUUGUGAAAAAAACAACAGAAGUAUCCAUCAAACCAUAUAUCCAGGUCAAUUGUUCGAUGUGUCUCUUGUUGCUGUGGGACAAUUUAACAAUCCUGUUCCAGCUACUAUCUUGAUCUUGGCCAACAUCUCAAGAGGGAAACCUUACCAUCAUACUAUCAAAGCUGAAUGCAGUACCAUAACACUGACAUCAGGACAAAAUACUACUACAAGAGAGGGAAAAGUAGUAAUUCUCAUACAAUCAGACUCUGGUGCCCUAGGAGGAACUUACUCACGAUCGAUAAACAUAACAUAUCGAAACUGUCCAUUGGGAACUGUAAUAAAUAAAACAACUGGCUUUUGUUAUUGGUCUUCCGAAGACAGUACUUAUAACGCUAGUGACCAAACUAUUCAAAAACCAGGCUUAACAUGGAUAGGUUACCAUAACGAUACUGAUACUGACUCCAAAAUUGGAAAUGGUUUCAUAAAGUUUUCAUACUGUCCACAGCUGUAUUGUGACUAUAAUGUAAUAUCUAUAAACAUCAGUGAAACAUUCGAUCCAGAUCAGCAAUGUCGAAGAGACAGAACCGGAAUUUUAUGUGGAGCAUGUAGGACGCCAUACAGCUCAGCCAUAAGUUCAACCAAGUGUGUCCAGUGUUCAGACCAUAGUAUUACAUACCGGCUUCUCCUUCUGCUAGGCCCUCUAGUGGUUGCAGUUCUAGCUCUGCUCUUCAUGCUUUGGUGUAAUGUGACCAUCACAGACGGAACAAUAAAUGGAUUCCUAUUCUACACUAGUAUGUUUCAUGUUAGCGAGGAAUUAUUCUUACAUCCUUUGCAAUGGUCUUCUGCCUUAUCCAGCCUGGUGGCUUGGUUCAACUUGUAUAUAGGCAUGAGUGUGUGCUUUUACAAUGGUUUCGAUGUUUUUGGACAAGUCAUCUUGAAUUUGUUUGUCCCUCUAUUUGUUUGGAUAGGAUUAGGGCUACUGAUUCUUAUUAGCUCAAAAUCAAGUCGGAUUACUCGAUUUGUUGGUAAGAAUGCUGUGAAAGUGCUGGCUACAAUCAUACUACUUUCCUACACCACAAUUCUUCAAGCUGAAGUGGCUGUGUUUUCCUGCUCAACGAUACAAUAUCCUAACAAUACCAGUAAGCAACACUGGUUACCCGACGGUAAUGUAUUAUGUUGGCAAGGGAAGCACCUAGGUAUGGUGGUGAUUGGUGUUUUGUUUGGAAUAGCUACUGUUCUGUAUACUAUAAUGCUCCUCUUUAUUCAACCAUUGCAAAGGUAUUCUCAUGUGAGAGGACUGAGAUGGGUGGCUAAACUAAAGCCAUUUUUUGACGCUUACACUAGCCCUCAUGUGAUCAAGCAUCGCUAUCGAUUCUGGACUGGGCUGUUACUCUUAUUUAGAAUGAUUAGUAGUAUUUGGUUUGCUGUUACCUCAAAGAACAACGAGUACAAGGACUAUGGGGUAGCAUUGACAGUAAUAUGCAUCCUUAUUUUGAGUAUUAUUGUUUUUCUUGGAGGAAUCUACAAACAACAGUCGUUGAAUAUUCUCAAUGCUUCGUUUUAUACAAAUCUAACCAUUUUGUCAUUUUUUUCAUUUUAUUCGGCUACAAGACAACCUGAAUUUAGUGGAAGAGGCAACGAAACACAAAUCACUGCCACUUACGCUUCACUAGUCAUAGCCUUUGUGACGUUUCUGUUCAUUCUCGCCUACCAUGUGUACAAACGUCUGAAAGAGACCAGUCUGCUCGCUCGCUGUGUGGGAAGUAUUCAGGGGACUCGAUGUUGGAGAGCAGCUGUCGAACACUGGAACAGAGGCAGGAUACAAUACGUAAGGCUGCCCCAAGAAGACCCUCAGGUUCAAGAAAUGAACAAUGAUUUCAAUGGCGAAAGACAGCUCGACGAGAAUUAUAACUGGGAUAGAGAGCUAGAUGUACAAGACAGAGAGCUCAAUUCUGAAGAUGAUCAUGUUCCAAAACCUGAUUCACAAGAAGAAAGCUGCGAGCCAAGAUCAAGUGAAGAAACCAACUAAAGUUUAUUUAGAUACAUUGUAGCUAUCCAUACACACUUGUGUGAAAUACUGCAUUAGACAUAAAAAACAGAAAGUACUUACUAGUAUAAACAUUUCAUAAUGUAAAUGCAACAACAUUGCAAAGUGCAUAUACUUGACAAUGACUAAUAAUUAUAUUGAAAGAUAUGCCAAACUAUAAUAUUAUUGUGCCUAAAAGGCCACAAACAAAGACGCUGUACAAACAUGACUUCACUAGUGGUCAUGGUUGAUUGCACUUCAAGUUUUAACUUCUGCCAACCAACUUGAAAUCCUCUGUAUUGCAGGUACCAUUAUUAGAUCAAACAUGUUAUCAGUCACACAUGUACAGAGCACUUAGCACAUUACAAACAAGGAGUGUGGUUAAGAUGUUAGUGAAUCCGCAAAAAAGGACCGCAAUACUAUUCAGAUUAAGACCAGGAAGACGCUCCAUCCCCUCAUCUGCUCUUGACCGUAUACAUGUAUAUAGGGUGUAAAUUUGGCGAGGAAAUGAAGAUGUACAAGAGAGAGAGCAUUCUGAAGAUAAUCAUGUCCACAACAUCUGAUUCACGAGGAGAAAACAGUGAGCCAAGAUCAAGUGAAGAUACCAACUGAGAAACUAAAGAUACAUUGUAGCUAUAUCUAGAGAGUGUAGACACAUUUGUGUCAAGUACUGCAUUAUAGAAAUAGAAAUAGAAAACAAAAUGUACUUACAAGUAUAUACAUAAUGUAAAU
This is a messenger RNA of Halichondria panicea, 4762 nucleotides long. RefSeq lists its product as uncharacterized. The record is from RefSeq and is a predicted model, not a curated record. Lineage: Eukaryota; Metazoa; Porifera; Demospongiae; Suberitida; Halichondriidae. Bases 140 to 4033 code for a protein of 1297 amino acids. The transcript is spliced from 2 exons.